AGGAAGUGAGAGGAGCAGGAGUCAAGACAGACAUGCCAGUACUGGAGGUGAUCUGCAGCCUCAUUGGCUGGUAUGGCCUCUACCUGUUGUUCUGCUACACCUUUGCUCAGCGGGGGCCAGAGUGGAACUGUCGGCUAGUCACUUUGUCUCACGGGGUCUUUAUAGUGCUGCUGACAGCAUAUGUCGUCUUCAUAGAUGGACCCUGGCCUUUCACACAUGCAGGCACAGAAAACACUGAGCUCCAGACCUUCUCCCUGGCCAUCUGCCUUGGCUACUUCUUCUUUGAUAUGUGCUGGUGUGUUUGGCACCACAGUGAGGGUCCUGUCAUGCUGGCGCACCAUGCUGCAAGUAUCAUGGGCAUCCUGCUGGCUCUGCUCAUGGGAGUUUCAGGCUGUGAAACCUGUGGCGUUAUUUUCGGAAGUGAGAUCACCAACCCCUUGCUGCAGACCCGCUGGUUCCUCCGCAAGCUGGGCCUGUACGACAGCCUGCUGGGCGAUGCUGUGGACCUGCUUUUUAUUUUAUUGUUUGCCACAGUGCGAGUGGGAGUCGGCACUGUGAUGUUUUACUGUGAGAUCACAUCUCCCAGGACCACACUGAUAAUGAAGAUCGGCGGCGUGGUCAUGUAUGGACUGGCCUGGGUGUUCAUGGUGGACAUUGCCAGAUUUGGCUACAAGAAAAGUAGAGCUAAGUAUAAAAGGUGGCUAGAGAACCACAAGUUCAAAGAAAUCAACACACAAAAACCAGGAGGACUUUCAGACAAGAGUGACUGAAGAAUUGCAGCUUAAAGAAAGUUCUUGCAGGAACAAAGGCAAAGCUUGUACAAAGCGUGCUGCCUUUAUGUGACAUAAGCUUGCUUACAUAGGAUUGCUUUAUGGCACAAAACUGAAAGAGGAAAUAUUACUGUUAUAUUGCACAUGAUGUUCUGUCUUUAAACUGGAAAUUAAUCCAGUUACUCUGCAGGGAACACGUUUUUACAGCUAGAGGCAUAAAGGGGUUUUUCAAAAUCAAACUCAAGCUACCACUUCUUGAUGUCCUCUUGAUGUCUUGAUUCCUGGUAUCAGUCUGACAAACAUUUCUUCAGAUAAUUUUUAAUGCUGGGCUUUUACUUGCUGACAUUGGUCGAGAGGUGGGGUACACAAUGAUCAUGCACUAAUUCAUCUCAGGGCUGACACAUAUAGCAAUUCACACUCGCAUUUAAAUCUAUGAGCAAUUUAGUCACCAAUUAACUUGGAUGUUGGUUGAUGGAGGAAGUCCAAGUACCCGGAGAGUAACCACACAGACACAAGGAGAACAUGCAGAAAGAACCCAUCCAGCUGGCGGGUUUGAAUCCAGAACCUUCUUUCUGUAAGGUGACAGUGCUAACCAUUGUAGGAUCAUAAAGGUUUCUUAAUGCGCAAACUGGAAAAUGCAUAAACAGGUGGAUUGAAAUAAUGUCUGACUAAACUGUCAACUUUAGAGCUGUAACAAUUAAUUAUUUGUUUAUUUGUGAUCUGUGUAGCGAAAGUAUUUGUGGCCUAAAUUCACAAUGCACGGCAGUAAUCAGUGAAAUAGUGCUGAGGGUUGCAUGAUGAUUUAUAUCAAUGUUAUGUGUGAUCGAUGGCCAUAAGUCAUCUUUUCUUAAAGCCAUCAGCCAUAUUUUUAAGUAUACCUCAAUCCACCAAACCGGUGUUCACUUAUAUUUUACAUGUUCUCAGCUACAACAGAAUCAUGUGAAUUUAUUCUCUAUGAAAACAAUAAGAUGGUCUUUCUGUUAAAAUAAAGCUUCUGUGGAAAGAGUUUUGUAUUAAAAGACUUUGAUUGAGUCCACAUCUGCAUGUUUUUGGUCUUCUUUGCCAUCUUGUCAAUUUGCUCACGAAACCUUGAGUUCAUCUUACAACUGAGUCAUUACUUGCAGACAUAAAACUAUAUACUCUACUUGUGGCCUGUUUUUAUUUAUGUCUUCAGUAAGAACCAGUAGGUUUGGGGAUGAAUACCAAAACCAGGGUGCAAAAAAAGUUUGUAAAUACUAACUGACAAGUUUUCUUUUUCUGUGCUGUAAAAAAAA
Larimichthys crocea (large yellow croaker) is the source of this 2044-nucleotide messenger RNA. Its product is annotated as transmembrane protein 136. Bases 33 to 770 code for a protein of 245 amino acids. Gene Ontology annotation, cellular component: membrane. Lineage: Eukaryota; Metazoa; Chordata; Actinopteri; Sciaenidae. The transcript has 3 exons. The record is from RefSeq and is a predicted model, not a curated record.